Molecule: messenger RNA, 273 nt
Organism: Penicillium canariense
Lineage: Eukaryota; Fungi; Ascomycota; Eurotiomycetes; Eurotiales; Aspergillaceae
Product: protein PET117
Exons: 2
Coding region: 1-273 (90 amino acids)
Biological process (GO): mitochondrial respiratory chain complex IV assembly
Cellular component (GO): mitochondrion
Source: RefSeq, a predicted model, not a curated record
AUGUCUCGCGCAUCGAAGCUGACCCUGGCCGCCACCGGCCUGGGUACCGCAGGCAUUGUCUGCUUUGUGCAUUGGGCUCAAGAGCAAGACAGGGCGGCUAUGCACAGGGGAGUGGAACGAGACAUGGAAAAGCAACGUAUCCGUCAAGAGCGACAAGCCGAGUUCGAGAUGCAAAAGCGCCUUGAGGAGGAAUAUCUCAAGCUCCAGACCGUUCACAGCACAACCGACAAUGCGAACCCGACCGGCACAAAUACAAGUACGGGGUCAUUAUAA